AUGUCUCUCUCCUCUCAAGUUGCUGAUGAGCUGCGAACGCUUGUGGACAAUGCUGUCUCUGAUUCGAAUAGUAUCCCCGGGACGACAGUUGUGGUAGUAGACCGGAAUGGUGACCAAUUUGCUCAUUCUGCUGGUAAACGUGGGAUCUCGUCAAAAGAGUCCAUGGACCUUGAAAACGUCUACUGGAUCGCUUCCUGCACCAAGAUGGUGACUGGGAUAGCGUGUAUGCAAUUAGUGGAACGAGGACUUCUCAAACUGGAUGAUUCGAAUCAUCUUGAAAAGCUGUGUCCCGAGCUGGCAGAGGUGAAGGUUCUGAACUCUGAGGGAAAACUGGAGGAGAAGAAACGAGGAAUCACACUGCGCAUGCUGCUAACGCACACUGCUGGGUUCGGAUACACCUUUUUUGAUCCGAGACUUCGCGAGUGGAGUCUCCCAGCUGGGGUUGAGGAGUUCUCGGGCAGUAUUAGAGACAUGAUGCAACCCCUCGUUUUUCAGCCUGGCGAGAACUGGGAGUAUGGCAUUGGUAUCGACUGGGCCGGCAUUGCUCUAGAACGAGCCACGGGCACAACUCUGAAUGAAUACAUCCAGAAAAACAUCUGCCAACCGCUUGGGCUAAAAAACGUCAACAUGUUCCCAACGCCUUCAAUGAAGGAUCACCUGGCAUACAUGCACUACAAGAAGCCUGAUGGAAAGAUCAUCACUAGGGACCAUCCUAAUCAUCGUCCUCUGGUAGUCCAAUCAGAGGAGGAAGUUGCCGGCACCUUUAACAGUGGUGGAGCGGGAUUAUUCGCAAAGCCGCAGGAAUACGCGCGCAUCUUGGCUGUUUUCCUGAAUGAUGGAACUUGCCCCAUAACUAAAGCAAGCAUCUUGCAGAAGCAAACAGUAGAUGAGAUGUUUACAAAUCAGAUCCCAAAGUUCCCCAACUUUGGAAGGGCAGGAAUUCCGGAUGCAAAGCCGGAGUAUACCAAUCCCCUUGCUGACCUUUACCCUGUCCCCGGGAACCCCCCGCAGGGAUGGGGGUUGACGUUCAUGAUCACUGGUGGGCCAACGGGGCGGUCCGACAAGACGGCUUUCUGGGCAGGACUUCCAAAUCUCUUCUGGUGGUGUGAUAGGGAAAAUGGUGUCGCUGGAAUGAUUUGCUCUCAAAUUCUGCCCUUCGGUGAUUCAUCUGUGAUGGGUCUAUGGGCUCAAGUUGAGACAGCGAUAUACAAGGCACUUGGAAACUAG
Messenger RNA from Colletotrichum truncatum, 1227 nucleotides. The record is from RefSeq and is a predicted model, not a curated record. NCBI's taxonomy places the organism in Eukaryota, Fungi, Ascomycota, Sordariomycetes, Glomerellales, Glomerellaceae.